Molecule: messenger RNA, 1197 nt
Organism: Prunus avium (sweet cherry)
Lineage: Eukaryota; Viridiplantae; Streptophyta; Magnoliopsida; Rosales; Rosaceae
Product: peroxidase P7-like
Biological process (GO): response to oxidative stress; hydrogen peroxide catabolic process
Molecular function (GO): peroxidase activity; heme binding
Source: RefSeq, a predicted model, not a curated record
AUCUCUUCAGCUUUCAUAUUGAUGAAGCUUACAAUGGCCUCUCUGUCCUACUUCUUCAUUGUUGUUACACUCUUCAUCAUCCCUUUUUUUGGUUGUUGUGCCAAUGCACAACUCUCUCCCAACUUCUAUGCAAGAACUUGCCCAAGUCUUCCGACUAUCGUUCGCAAUGCUAUGAGUCAGGCUGUUGCUACGGAGGCUCGGAUGGGUGCCUCGAUCCUUCGCUUAUUCUUCCACGACUGCUUUGUAAAUGGUUGCGACGGUUCCAUACUACUGGAUGACACGGCCACCUUCACCGGUGAAAAGAAUGCAUUCCCAAACCAGAACUCAGUCAGGGGUUUUGAAGUCAUUGACACCAUCAAAACCCGAGUGGAAACUGCUUGUAAUGCUACUGUAUCUUGUGCAGAUAUUUUAGCACUCGCAUCCCGGGAUGGAGUUGUCUUGCUUGGAGGAACCUCGUGGACGGUAGCCCUAGGCCGAAGAGAUGCAAGAACAGCAAGCCAAAGCGAUGCCAACAACCAACUCCCCUCUCCGUUCGACAACCUCUCAACCCUAAUCUCGGGUUUCUCAGCAAAAGGCUUAACCGCCCGCGACCUGACCGCGCUCUCCGGUGGCCACACAAUAGGCCAGUCCCAGUGUUCUCUCUUCAAAAACCGCAUAUACAACGAGACCAACAUUGACCCCAGCUUCGCCACCACUCGUAAGGCUACAUGUCCAGCUUCCGGCGGCGAUACGAAUCUUGCUCCCUUCGAUAUAACCCCGACUCGUUUCGAUAAUAAUUACUACAAGGCCCUCGUGGCUCGUCGUGGCCUUCUUCAUUCGGAUCAGGAGCUCUUCAACAGCGGGAGUCAGGAUGCCUUGGUUACAACGUAUAGUAACAACCCCGCCGCGUUUUCGAGAGAUUUUGCUGCAGCCAUGGUGAAGAUGGGCGCUAUUAGUCCUCUAACUGGGACAAAUGGAGAGAUCAGGAAGAAUUGCAGACUAGUGAACUAAUUUUAUAAGGAAUUUAGUUUUGUGCAAUUGAUGAAUGAAUAUUGGGUGACAUAAGUUUCCUUUAUAGACUGCUAAUUCAAAUUAAAGUUCACCAAAUCUUUGUGUAAAAAUUUUCAUGCCCAUUGGAGAAGUAUUGGCUAUGAAAUUGAAGCACGGUCAAUGGUGUAUUGUUCUAAUUAUUAGUAAAGUGUUGAUCUUUUUCAAAUA